AGGUUCCGAGUCUGAUUUUGGUUGCAAACAACCGCAGGCUGGUAAAAAAAAUUAAUUCUUAAAUUUUUUAAUUUUUACAUAAAAAUUUUGAAUACUCACGAGAUUUUUCAUCCAUCGAAAGAGAAAUUACGCAAAAUUAAAAAAAAAAAUUAUAAGACUGAACACAGCAGCAAAAAAUAAUUGACGUUAAUUUCGGGUUAUUAAAUUAUUUAUAAUUUUUUUUUGACACAAAAUUAAAAAAUGAUUUUUCAAACGGAAACAGAUCCAAAAUUUUUGAAAUCAAAAACUCCAUUUUUAUUUCCAAAAGAAAAAAAUUUUGGUAAAAAAAAAUGCACAUGCGCAUGUCCGGAUUUAAGAGAAAAAAUUGAAAAAUCUCAAACUAUUUCGGAAAUUGCAGAAUCAAAGCAACCGUACAAAGAAAUAGAAGCUGUUGUAAAUAAUAGCCGUCUAGUAUUACGAGUUCAAAAAUUAGUACAAGUCAAAGAUAAAGAUAAAGACAAAGAUAUGGAAGAAAAAACAUCAAAGUCAUUAAUCAAAAAUGAUAAAAUUCCUUUGGAUAGUAAUUUUACAGAUAAACCAACGCGUUUAUUAUUUACGGAAAUAAAAGAAGAAAAUAAUGAAAAUAAAAGACCAAUUGGUUCAAGUGAAAACAAAAAUAUAUAUGUAUUAAAAAUAAAAAAAUCAGAAUCUUGGAGUGAAAAUAUCAACCUGGAGUUUCGGAUCCCGAGAUCAUAGAUCGGCCGGAAAUUAAAAAAAAAAAUAACAGUUAAAAAUUUUGUUAUUGUAAAAAAUUAAAAAAUGAUUUGGUUUUUAACAAAUCAAUGGCAUCAUUUUCCAGUGAAUUUUCGUCGCUUUUCACA
Molecule: messenger RNA, 860 nt
Organism: Microplitis mediator
Lineage: Eukaryota; Metazoa; Arthropoda; Insecta; Hymenoptera; Braconidae
Exons: 2
Coding region: 241-735 (164 amino acids)
Source: RefSeq, a predicted model, not a curated record